Delphinapterus leucas (beluga whale) is the source of this 5710-nucleotide messenger RNA. The record is from RefSeq and is a predicted model, not a curated record. NCBI's taxonomy places the organism in Eukaryota, Metazoa, Chordata, Mammalia, Artiodactyla, Monodontidae.
CAGAGGAGACGCCGGAGCAGAAGGGCGCCGGCGCUGAGCAGCCCCGAAGUUGUCUCUGUCGAGUCGCGCCGAGCCUGGGCUUACAAACGACGCCCCCGGGGGUCCGGUCGCCCCUCAGGAAUCCGCCGAGCGCGCGCUUGCGGCCGGACGAGGGCGGGCGAGGGUGCCGAGCCGCGAGCGAACGCAGCAAAAUGAGCGGCGAGGGCGACUACAACUUCAGACGGGUGGCGAUCCGGCGGAAGUCCAACCCCUCCUACCUGCCGCCUGGGACCCCCCGGCCUUGGAGUCGGCCCUCGUCGCACCUGGAAUGGGCCGAGACGGCCACGUUCAGGGGCCAGGCCCCCGCAGACGCCCCAGGCAGCAGUACCUGUCCAAAGAUCACUAUAGUUUCACCUUGCUUGAAAAGCAGCACAACCACACUGAUUGAUCAGAAUGUAUCUGAUGAAGAGGCUCAGGGAAUAAAUGGGAAAACUCCAGCAAAACACUCAGCUGCAAGUCCAAAGCCACAAGUGCCUCCAAAGCCACUACACCUGCAGAAUUCACCUUCGUCCAACAUACACCAAACCCCCAGGCAUAAAGCUUUAUCUAGUGCAAAACCAAGGAUGGAGGAAGUUAAACCUGCCUCUGCUUCUUGUGUCUCAAAAGAAAAACCCAGUAAGAUAUCAGAUCUCAUCAGUCGCUUUGAAGGAGGCAGCUCAUUAUCAAAUUACAGUGAUUUGAAAAAAGAUUCUGCUGUGAACCUAAAUGCGCCUAGAACCCCGGGAAGGCAUGGAUUGACAACCACACCUCAGCAAAAACUCCUCUCCCAACACUCACCACAGAAGCAGGGAAAUGAUACAGAUCAAUCUCAGGGUGCACAGACUUGUGUGGCUAACGGUAUGGUAGCAGCACAAAACCAGAUGGAAUGUGAGGAGGAUAAAGCGGCCACUCUUAGCCCAGAUACUCCUAUUCAAACUUCUGAGCCCUUGCCCGAUACAAACUUAGUGAAUGGAGAAAGACAGGAAACAGCCACAGACCUUGCAUCCCCCACAACAAAUGACUGUGAUGAAAAUGCUUCUGACAGUAGCUGCAGGAUUUUACAUGUCGGCCCACUGCUCCCCCUGGAAGAAGGAAGAGCAGACACAGAAGCCAAGGUACAAGAGAGGGAAGAUGGAGAAAGCCCCCUAGAACUGGAACAGCUGGACCAGCACCAUGAGAUGAAGGAGACUAAUGAGCAAAAACUUCACAAAAUAGCCAAUGAACUUUUGCUUACAGAAAGAGCUUACGUCAGCCGACUUGACCUCUUAGAUCAGGUAUUUUAUUGCAAACUACUGGAAGAAGCAAAUCGAGGCUCAUUUCCAGCAGAGAUGGUGAAUAAAAUCUUUUCUAAUAUUUCAUCAAUAAAUGCCUUCCAUAGUAAAUUCCUAUUGCCAGAGCUGGAGAAAAGAAUGCAAGAAUGGGAAACUACCCCUAGAAUUGGUGACAUCCUUCAGAAAUUGGCCCCAUUCCUUAAGAUGUAUGGAGAAUAUGUGAAGGGAUUUGAUAACGCAAUGGAAUUGGUUAAAAACAUGACAGAGCGUAUUCCCCAGUUCAAAUCAAUAAUUGAAGAAAUUCAGAAACAGAAGAUCUGUGGGAGCUUGACUUUGCAGCAUCACAUGCUAGAACCUGUUCAGCGGAUUCCCCGGUAUGAGAUGCUCCUUAAGGACUACCUAAGGAAAUUGCCCCCUGGCUCUCCGGACUGGAAUGAUGCUAAAAAAUCACUUGAAAUUAUAUCUACAGCAGCAAGUCAUUCUAAUAGUGCAAUAAGAAAAAUGGAGAACCUAAAGAAACUCUUAGAGAUUUAUGAAAUGUUGGGAGAAGAAGAAGACAUUGUAAAUCCUUCAAAUGAACUAAUAAAAGAAGGACAGAUCCUCAAACUAGCUGCUCGGAACACAUCGGCACAAGAACGCUACCUUUUCUUAUUCAACAACAUGUUGCUGUACUGCGUGCCAAGAUUCAGCUUGGUGGGCUCUAAAUUCACAGUUCGAACCAGGGUUGGCAUUGAUGGAAUGAAAAUUGUAGAGACUCACAAUGAGGAAUAUCCACACACUUUCCAGGUAUCUGGGAAAGAGAGAACACUGGAACUGCAAGCCAGUUCUGAGCAAGACAAAGAAGAAUGGAUCAAGGCACUUCAAGAGACUAUUGAUGCUUUCCAUCAGAGGUAUGAAACCUUCAGAAAUGCAAUUGCCAAGGAUAAUGACAUUCACUCAGAGGUUUCUACUGCUGAGCUAGGAAAAAGAGCCCCAAGAUGGAUCCGAGAUAAUGAAGUUACAAUGUGUAUGAAAUGCAAGGAGCCUUUUAAUGCCCUGACGAGGAGAAGGCAUCAUUGUCGAGCAUGUGGACAUGUGGUUUGUUGGAAGUGUUCUGAUUAUAAAGCUCAACUUGAGUAUGAUGGUGGUAAAUUGAGCAAAGUUUGUAAAGACUGUUAUCAGAUAAUAAGUGGAUUCACAGACAGUGAAGAAAAGAAAAGAAAAGGAAUUUUAGAGAUCGAAUCUGCAGAAGUAUCUGGAAACAGUGUGGUGUGCAGUUUUCUUCAAUAUAUGGAAAAGUCAAAACCUUGGCAGAAAGCUUGGUGUGUGAUCCCCAAACAAGACCCUCUUGUGCUGUACAUGUAUGGUGCCCCCCAGGAUGUCAGAGCCCAGGCCACCAUUCCACUCCUGGGCUACAUUGUGGAUGAUAUGCUGAGGAGUGCAGACCUGCCACACAGUUUCAAACUGACCCAGUCCAAGUCUGUGCACAGCUUUGCUGCAGACAGUGAAGAACUGAAACAGAAGUGGCUGAAAAUCAUCCUUUUAGCUGUCACAGAAAUAUUAGUAUUAGAAGAGAAUUUCUGCUUGUCCAGUCACCAUCUUCACAUUCCACAUGUUCUUUUGCCAAGCACAAAGAGAAGCAAUGAAGCAGCCUUACCUGUUUCUUAUUAAAGAAUCACGAAUGCUUUUACUUGGAGAAAGGCAAAGGAAUACUCUUAGCCAUUUAGAAACACUCAACCAAAAGACCUCAAAAUGUGAUUGUCUGGUUACAAGAAUAAUCUGUCUUUUGCUUUCUGAGACACCUGAGCAGUCAUGACAAAUUGAACCUAGAAAAAUAAUUGGUUGUUUUACUAUUAAAACCAACAUUCCAUUCUGGUCUUAUUCUUUAUUUUCUCUAAAUCAUCUUUUUUUUAAAGUGCCCUUUCUCUAAACUUAACAAAAUACUUCUUUGAUAAAACUGCUAUUUUUUAUAAAACAUUCCAGUUUUCUCAACAUAAAUUUUGCUUUAUUGAAAGUCUACCAAUGAAAUGUAGUGCAGACUUAUCUCCAGGUUUUAAGUGGGACCCAAUAAUGAAAAAUGCCACCAGCCACUUUUGUAAUAAUGGCAUCUAUAAUGCCAUCAUGUAUGCAAGCAAUAAAACUCUACAGGGUAGGUUUUACACUGAACUUUUAAUGUGAAUGUUCCUAGCCACAAGGGUAUAGAAAAUUAACUCCUAGGAGUGAUACUGUGAUUCAAAUUGCUCAGUAUAGGGAAAAGAACGUAUGUGUGGCGGGGGUGGGGUAGGGAAGGGACAACAUUAUUCCUUGGAUUCAAGUAACCAUCAAAAUCCUUUUUAUUUUACUUUAAAGUUUUUUAAAGCCUUUUUUUUUUUUUUUCAAAGGGUAUGUAUGGGUGGUUAAAAACAGUUAAAGCACAUCUGCACUACACAUUUCAUUUUCCAUGAAGUUUAAUAUAGCUUGGUGUACUUAUAUUCACUGGGUAAGCUACCCAAAUUAAAACAACAACAACAGUUUUUUUAAAUUACCACACUUUUUAUUGUCUUCUUUGUGGAAACAGGAAACAGAUCUAAAUUCCCCUUUAAAUUUUAGAUCUCAUUUCUGGUUAUACUCAAAGCCUUAAGUUCUUAUUCUGAGCAUAUGUAAUAAUGAUUUUCCUGAGCUGGAUAUAUCCUGAGGAAAAGACACCAACAGGAGCAAAUAAACUUAUAGGGAACAAAGGUCUUUUUUUCUUUUUUUUUUUCUUUUCCAGGUAUCCUUGCUAUAAUGCACAGUAGAAAAUACAUUAAAUCUUUCUACAUCACAUAAUGUUCCUGUUAGCGGGUCUAAGAUUAAUCACAUGGUAUUUAUAAGCUAAAAUUAAUUCAAAAGGCAAGAAUGUCGUAAUGUCUUCAUUCUUAACUUUUGUAUUCUUCAAGAAUAUAUUAAUAUAAAAUCUGUGGCUAACCUGUUCUUAUUCUUAGGACUAUACUGGACAUCUGUAGUGGAUCAUGUUACUUUUUCAUUCUCAUCCAAUUUUAGUAAAAUCAAAUUGCUUUUUAUUUUCAUAUUACUAUCUACUAUAGAGUCUCCAGAUUUAGAAAAUAGGAGUAUGAUAUAUAAAAGACCACUAGAUAUACUUUAAAAACCCUUUCUCUGAAUUUAUGCAUACAUGUAUAUAUGUAAAAGCAAUGUUGAUUUCCAAUUCUGUUUAUCCAUAGGAAUGAAAUUUUUAUAGAAAGUAUUCUUUUUAACUUAAAUAUUUUAACAUAAAUUAUAUACAUGGAUUUUUAGUGUAAUUCAUUCUUAUGUAUGCCCUGUAAUCAUGUUGUCAUGAAAGAGUAACUUUGCUUUCUUUACUGAUGUGGUAGAGAGGAAUAAGAUUAGGAACUGAAACAAGCAAGAACAGACAGAGAGGUGGACAGAAAGAGUCCCUUGGACUCCAAAUCAGAGCAAUAUAUGCUAAGAUAAAUGAAAAACAAACUGCAGAGGGAUAUAAACUACAAGAUGUAAAUCUAUGUAAUUGCACACUGAUGGGAUCCAUUACACCUGGGCCUUUCACCUUGCCCUCUAAAUUAUACCACUAGUAUCUUGUCAUUACUUUUUCUUUAGACCUAAAAAAAAGAAUUAAUUCUAUUGGACUAUUUUCUGCACUGUUUACUGACAUAAAAAAUCCCUCUAAAGUCAAUCAUGGUCUGUAUUCUACUUUAUGGACUGAACAUUUGGCAGAAAAAUAGUGUCUUUUCUGUCUUUUGAGAUGAAAUAGCACAUGGCUUCUACAAGAUAGUUUUUAACUCAUUGGGGGUCACUGAGAGUUACAUGAUGUUUACCCCUUCCUAAAAUUCAUUAUAGAUUGAAUUAGUGUGAUUAGGUAGAUUUAGUGAGAAAUUAAAUCAAGAAAUAUUGUAGCAUAUUUGAAUAAGUAAAUACCAAAUACAUAGAGUGAGAUAUAUAUAUAUAUAUAUAUAUAUAUAUAUAUAUAUAUGGGUUUGGGAAGAGACAUAAUAGUCUAUGGGGACCAUUAUGAUAACAGAAUUACAUUAUAUAUUACACAUUAUAUGGAUGUUGAAAUGUAUCGCUUGGGGAGGGGUGUCUCCCUUCGUUAGCAAUCAUGUCUGUAUAUAAAACUUUGGAGGUUCUUGUUUGUUGUACCAAACUAGCAUUUCAUUUUAUGAGUGACAAUUGACUGAUAUUCUUGAAUAAGUGUUAUCUGGGUUUUUGAAUUGUUGACUGAUCAAUUUGAAAUGUAUAUUAGCAAAAUUUUAGAAUUAAGUCAAAUGUGAGAAAGUAAUUUUUCUCUUCUAGCUAUAUGAAUGUAAAAUACUUGCAGAUAGUGUAUAUAUUGUGUAACAUAUGUAUAUUUGCUCAUAAAGGCAGAGAAUUGGAAACAUUGUAAAAUUAAGCACUUUAAUUCCUAUUAAAUAUUAAACACUUGUAUCUUGUAAAUAAAUACAUCUUUAAAUGAA